This is a messenger RNA of Paramuricea clavata, 3987 nucleotides long. NCBI's taxonomy places the organism in Eukaryota, Metazoa, Cnidaria, Anthozoa, Malacalcyonacea, Plexauridae. The record is from the annotation of a GenBank genome assembly.
AUGGUUCGAGAUCGUAUAGUAUUUGGGGUGAGUGAUAUUCGAUUAAAAGAACGAUUGCUUCGUGAAUCGUCUGAACUCACUCUUGAAAAAGCUGCAAGUUUGUGCCGAGCGGCGGAAGAAAGUGCGAAACAGCUCAAAGAGCUUCGGAAGCAAAAUGUUGAUCCAAGUGAACCGGAAGUUCACGUCGUAAAGAAACCCACUCGAAGUGAGUUGCUAUUUGUUUGUAAUAGAUGUGGAACUAAGCAUGCAAGUAGUAAUAUAGGUACCGUUCGACCCGGAUUUUUGAGGGGCAGAAGUGAGCAGGAGGAUUGAGGAGUGAGGAGGAGGAGCUGCCUCCUCCGCAGGCCCUCGUUGUGUCAUGGGAAGGUCACGAUUUCGAGAGGGCCUGCGGAAUCUUGUAAAAUGAAUAAAUGUUGUUUUGAACCUGCUUCGUUAAAGAAGGCAGUUUUAUUCGUGCAACGUUGGUGUGGACAACAAACCUUAUCGUUAAAAAAUGCUUCCUUCCACGUCCUAAGAGUCGCCAGUUUAAUUUAUAAGUUUCACACCGCUUUUUUAUAUCUGUUUAUAUUCAAGAUAUGUAGAAAUUUACUUGCUGACGUGACGCCGGCGCCAUCUUUUUUACAAGAUUCCGCAGGCCCUCGCCAGAUCGUGACCUUCCCAUGACGCAACGAGGGCCUGCGGAGGAGGCAGGAGGAGGAGUGAGGAGGAGGAUUGAGGAGGAGGAUUGAGGAGUGAGGAGUAAGGAGGAGGAGUGAGGAGGAGGUGUGAGGAGGAGGAUUGAGCAGUGAGGAGGAGGAGUGAGGAGAAAUGAGGGUGCGUAGUGACAACACUCAUUAGCAUACGUCAUAAUUAUAUACAAUGACGUCACGCGGGCGAGCUUAAACACGAUCAGGUGAAACUUGCUGACUAAGCAUUUUUUUAGCGCCCCACACAUGUGUGAUACAACAGAGGGAUUAAUCUUGGCUUACUAUGAUUGGUUUGUGUCCCUGCCCAUGGCAAAAUUAUUAUCGAAAUUAAUAUAAGGCAGAGUUAUAGCCGUAUCUUUGCUCGGAAGAGAUAAAUUUCCACAUGUAUAUUAAAGGAUUUUUUGUGUGUUCCAUAGCGAGGAAUCUAUUCGUCACAAAAAUCAAGACAUAUUUUAAACUAAACAGUUCCUAAUCCCGAGUUGUCAACGUCGUUGUUAUGGUCAAUAUUUGCAUGUUGUUCAAGAUUAUUUAGCAAUCCUCCUACAUACAUAUAUACUGUUCAGAUAAUCAUAAGAAAGCUCAUCAAGAGUAGAAGUUAGAAUUAGAACAGUUGUAAUAUUUUUUGACACUAUCGUCUGUUAUUUGUAUCAAUAAACAUGUUUUAAACUUUGCAAAUGUUGCGUUGUUAUGCGUUGCUAAGUCAUUAGGAGGCGUGUAGGUAAUUAAGGGGAUUAAGGUAAUACGAAUUUGCAUAACUAAGUGUAUCCCGAUGGAUAGAUAGGGAUUAUUUUUAACGCAGGUGUAUACCUUAAAAUCCGGCGCGUUGCUUUGCGGGUACAUGCAUAUAUUAAACUACAACAUAUUUGUACACGGAUCUUUUCGCGCGGGCGGAAAGAGCGGGCUUUCCAGGUAAAUGUUUGCACAAUAUUUCAGUUUUAGAAUACAUUUACUUCUUCAAAUUGUUUUACAAAAUUUAGUAAGGUCUACUUCUAAGAGCGUAACGUCUGAGUGUUUUUGUUAUUUUUAAAGAGUUCUCAUAUUCUUGUCUAUCUUCUGGGGAUAACUUUGCAAGUUUUUCCGGCUUCAUUGGAAUAUAUUUCGGUCUAUCGCUCAAUAUAAAACGUUCAUAAUCCUCUCUUGCUUCCGGAGUCAUUCGCGCUAUGUCACGUUCGGUCCAAUCUGCUGGGUCGACCCAAUUGUGAAAAAAAUUGCGCUUGAGUUUUGGCCGUUCCUCUUCUGUUGGUGGUGGUGGUGUAAGGAAAUUAGGUUUAGGAGUAGCAGGCACUGAUGGUGCUAUCUCAACAAAUCCAUUGGGUGGUGGUAUUUCUGCAGGCACUAGUGGAGUUGUCUGAACAGGAGCUUGAGCUUGGACAUCCAUCUUAUUUUUGAAUGUGAGAAACCGAUUUAGUUGAUCCGAAUAUAAUUUGCUUUUUUCCACUGCGCUAAGCUGUGUUGCAUCCAUGAUUUCUUUCAUUCGCUGCUCGGCAUCAUACAUGGCAUUUACAAGUGGUGGUUGUCGAUACGACUGUUUUUGUAUAAACUUUUCAAUCUCACCGGGAAGUAUGUUGGUCUUGAGUCGUUGAUGAUCAUCUGUUCUUGGCUUUAAAUCCAACAUCAAAUACCCAUGAGGUCGGCUCGUAGCAUCUUCAUAACUCCUCAUAAAUUCUUGUACUUUUCCGGAAUUUAUUUGCCUUGCAAGCAUAGAAAUUUGUUGUUUAUCUCUUGGUGACUUGAACAACACGAUAUAAUGGGCGUUUAGGCUGAUAUUUCUCAUUUCUUUGCCUUGAUGAAAUAUAUUUUGAACAAUAUAGAUGAUAGAUAAAUUCCGAUGAUGACUUCCUUUCGUAAAAAGAUCAGAAAUACGUUUAUCUUUGCCAGAUUGAGCCAUAAGGUCGUCCAAUACGAUCAAAUUCCGUUGCGAUACGUCCAAGUAAUCUGCGUUGUCGAUGUCUUCGGGGAUGCCCUGAUUAAACUCGAUUCCAGGCAUCGUUCUCAUCAUAUCAAAAUAGGGGGGUUGCCAUUGACCAUAACACCAAAUGAUACGUUGAGGAGCAGGACUUAUAGUUUUCUGUGCAUUCUCCAAGAGAGAUUUUACCCAUACAGUUUCGCCGCUUUGGGUACACCCAGCUACGAUGCACGUAAAUGGGUGUUGCAAAACUGCAGAUCCAUUAGUCGUCAUGCGAAUGUUGUCGGUUAGUUUUUGAUCAUGCACUUUUUGUUUGUGUCGAUUUAAAUUGAAUGGUUUAGAGAAAUAUUUCCCACAGAUAUGACAUGAAUGAGACAUGUUUACUCUAUGACGAAUAGUUAGAUAAUAAAUCUCUCAGAUAGAAACCGAGUUUAUAAAACUAGUAUCUCGUAGCCAACUCCCUAGUCUCGGACCCAAGCUCCUUCGGCUUGAAGCCAGCUCCUUAGGCUCGGAGCCAGCUCCUUAGGCUCGGAGCCGAGCUCCUUGGGCUUGGAGCCAGCUCCUUAGGCUCAGAGCCAGCUCCUUAGGCUCGGAGUCAGCUCCUUAGGCUCGGAGACGAGCACCUUAGGCUCGGAGCCAGCUCCUUAGGCUCGAAGCCGAGCUCCUUAGGCUCGGAGCCAGCUCCUUAGCCCCGGAGCCAGCUCCUUAGGCUCGGAGCCAGCUACUUAGGCUCGGAGCCAGCUCCUUAGGCUCGGAGCCGAGCACAUUAGGCUGGGAGCCAGCUCCUUAGGCUCGGAGCCGAACUCCUUAGGCUCGGAACCAGCUCCUUAGGCUCGGAGCCGAACUCCUUAGGCUCGGAGCCAGCUCCUUAGGCUCGGAUCCGAGCUCCUUAGGCUCGGAGCCAGCUCCUUAGGCUCGGAGCCGAGCACCUUAGGCUCGGAGCCAGCUCCUUAGGUUCGGAGUCAGCUCCGAGCUCCUUAGGCUCGGAACCUUGUCUAAAUUACUUUCUCUCUUCCGAUAUAAGCUUCCUUAUUGUUGUGUUUUACUCAUUUGCUUCCAAACCGUCGAACAGAAAUGAUCAAUCUUCGAAGGCACAAACCAUUUCUUGAAUUGUUGGGCACGUCUGAGCCUGAUCAACAAAAAGCACUACUGGAAACAGCAACCGCCGGGCAAGUACACUGCCUGUGUCUCUGUGUAGAAAACGUUAUGAAAAGAAAAUAUUUAAUGUCGAAGCAUGUAAUGAAGAAACUCCGACCUUACAAACAUGAAAUGCUUAGGUUGGUAGAUAGAGGAAAAUGUGGAAGAAGAAAAAUACGGAUACUCGUUCAACAUGGUGAAGGUUUCCUUGGACUAUUACUAAGUCCUAUUUUGGAAAGCCUGGCUGAACUUGUAUAA